AACAUGCUCAUGAUCGGGGCAUGCUGUGUUUCUGCUUUUCCACAGUGACAUUCAGAAACUGCGAUGAGGGAAAUGUCCAACUGAAGGCUGCAGAUACCUCUGCCUUCACUGUGAGUCAGGAAGGUGUAGUCUACACCCUACAACCACUGAGCCUGGGAGUGGAGGAAAAGGCUCAGGUCAUGAUCUAUGCUCAAGACCUUCAGUCCAACAGAAUUUGGCACACCAGAGUUCAUCUUGAGAUCAAUACUGCACCACAACAGGUAAAGCCUGGUGAUACAGCACUGACUCAGCCAGUUCCAGAGGUCCUGUUUCCAUGGCAUAGCGUGGUUGUUGGUGGCGAUGGCACCAUGAGGCGGGUAAAGAGGGACUGGGUCAUUCCACCUAUCAACGUUCCUGAGAACUCAAGAGGGCAAUUCCCAGAGGAUCUAGUCAGGAUUCGUUCAGAUCGGGAUAAGAACCGGAUGCUGCGCUACAGUGUGACAGGUCCUGGUGCUGACCAACCUCCAACUGGCAUCUUCAUCAUCAACCCAAUCUCAGGCCAGCUGUCCGUCACCAAACCUCUGGACAGAGAACACAUCCCUAACUUCCAUUUACGAGCCCAUGCUGUGGAUCUGAAUGGCAACCAAGUGGAGAACCCCAUUGACAUCGUCAUCAACGUCAUCGACCAGAACGAUAACAGACCAGAGUUCACACACACCAUCUUCAAUGGUUCUGUUCCUGAAGGAUCUAAACCCGGAUCAUUUGUAAUGACAGUGACAGCAGUGGAUAAGGAUGACCCAAAAAUGGCCAAUGGAAUGUUGCGGUACAAGAUACUUUCGCAGAAUCCCCAAAGCCCAUCAUAUAAUAUGUUUACCAUAAACAACAGGACUGGCGACAUCAUCACUGUUGCUGCAGGCCUGGAUCGGGAGAAAGUCCCUCAGUACACCCUGAUCAUCCAGGCCACUGACAUGGAGGGAAACCCCACCUACGGCCUUUCCAACACUGCCACCACUGUCAUCAGGAUUACUGAUGUCAACGACAACCCUCCUGAAUUCACCACAGAUGCAUUCUUCGGUGAAGUUCAUGAGAACAGGGUGAAUGUAAUUGUUGCUAACCUGACUGUGACAGAUAAAGACCAGCCGCAUACGCCGGCCUGGAGGACAGUGUACCGGAUCAUUGCUGGAGACCCCGCAGGGCACUUCUCCAUCCCCACUGACCCCACCACUAAUGAGGGCUUAAUCACUGUGAUCAAGCCGGUAGAUUUUGAGUUGACACGUUCAUACAUGCUAACCGUGGAGGCAGAAAAUGAAAUCCCAUUGGCCCGCGGCAUCCACAUCCCUCGUCAGUCCACAGCAACUGUGUCUGUGAGAAUCCUGGACAUCAACGAGAGUCCAGAGUUCAGUCCCAACCCCAAGACUAUUAAACUGGAAGAAGGUUUGCCAGCAGGAUCUUUGCUCACAACUUUCACUGCCCAGGACCCUGACCGCUUCAUGAGGCAGACUAUCAGAUACUCCAAGAUCUAUGACCCAGCCAGCUGGCUGGAUAUCGACCCAGUAUACGGAAGGAUUUCCACCAUCGCCAUCCUUGAUCGAGAGUCUCCCUUUGUCAAGAACAACCUCUACAAUGUUACUUUCACAGCUUCUGAUAAUGGUGAGACAUGCUCAGUGACCUUGCGUCUCCCGGCGCGAGAUCCGCGGAGGCGCUUCCUCAAAGACGGUCACGUCUCCACGUCGUCGGGUGUGUGA
This is a messenger RNA of Xiphophorus hellerii (green swordtail), 1724 nucleotides long. RefSeq names its product cadherin-4-like. The transcript has 11 exons. The coding region runs from base 21 to 1724 and encodes 567 amino acids. NCBI's taxonomy places the organism in Eukaryota, Metazoa, Chordata, Actinopteri, Cyprinodontiformes, Poeciliidae. The record is from RefSeq and is a predicted model, not a curated record. Gene Ontology annotation, cellular component: apical part of cell; presynaptic active zone membrane; plasma membrane. Gene Ontology annotation, molecular function: beta-catenin binding; calcium ion binding; cadherin binding. Gene Ontology annotation, biological process: calcium-dependent cell-cell adhesion; multicellular organism development; cell-cell junction assembly.